Plectropomus leopardus (leopard coralgrouper) is the source of this 2379-nucleotide messenger RNA. It is a transcript of the gene dntt, whose product is annotated as deoxynucleotidyltransferase, terminal. The record is from RefSeq and is a predicted model, not a curated record. Gene Ontology annotation, molecular function: DNA nucleotidylexotransferase activity; DNA binding; DNA-directed DNA polymerase activity. Gene Ontology annotation, cellular component: nucleus. Gene Ontology annotation, biological process: double-strand break repair via nonhomologous end joining. Lineage: Eukaryota; Metazoa; Chordata; Actinopteri; Perciformes; Serranidae.
UGUGGCAUCACCAAAGUGUUUUUUCCUGGAUCGAAGUUAAGUGGCACACAACAACAACAACAACAAAUAGCUCAAAAAAGCAGAAAUUCCUAGAGGUGCAGGGACACUUUGGCUAGCUCACCUCAGAAGACAUGUUUCACACUCCCAUUGUGCCUCGGGUGAGGAAAAGGUUGAGACCAGCAGAAGCCGGUGUUCCCAGGCGUGAAGAGGUGAAGUUUGAGGAUGUCAGACUGUACCUGUUGGAGAGGAAAAUGGGACGCAGCAGGAGAAGUUUUCUGACCCAGCUGGCCAGGUCAAAGGGCUUUAUAGUGGAAGACAUCCUCAGUGAUGAGGUCACUCAUGUGGUGUCAGAGGACAGCCAGGCUUCAUCCCUGUGGAAAUGGCUAAAGGAGCAUGCUCUGAAGAAUCUACCCAACAUGCAUGUGUUGGACAUCAGCUGGUUCACUGACAGCAUGAGAGAGGGGAGACCUGUUGCUGUGGAGACCAGACACGUCAUUCAGGACACCUUGCCCACAUUGCCAGAAGGUUCGUCAGCCACCCCAGUGACCACCGUUUCUCAAUACGCCUGCCAGAGACGGACUACCAUAGAAAACAAUAACAAGAUAUUCACAGAUGCUUUUGAAGUGCUUGCAGAGAACUAUGAAUUCAAUGAGAUCGAGGGUCCAUGCUUGGCCUUCAGGAGAGCCGCGUCCGUCCUAAAGAGUCUGCCCUGGGCUGUGAGGUGCUUGGGGGGCACUCAGGAUCUGCCUUGCCUGGGGGAACACACCAAAGCAGUCAUGGAGGAGAUCCUUCAACAUGGCCGUGCGUUUGAAGUCGAGAAAAUACUCUCUGAUGAAAGGUAUCAAACACUUAAGCUGUUCACAAGUGUGUUUGGGGUUGGACCUAAGACGGCGGAGAAGUGGUACCGUAGAGGGCUGCGCUCAUUCAGCGACAUUCUGGCAGACCGCAGCAUCCAUCUAAACCGGAUGCAACAAAGUGGUUUUCUGCAUUAUGGAGACAUCUCCAGGGCUGUCAGUAAAGCAGAGGCCCAAUCCCUGAGGAACAUUAUUGACGAAGCUGUCCAUGCGAUCACACCGGCCGCCAUACUAGCACUGACAGGUGGCUUUCGCAGGGGAAAGGAGUUUGGCCACGACGUGGACUUUAUCGUGACCACAACUGAGUUGGGCAUGGAGGAGAAUCUGCUAAACGAAGUUAUUGAUGAACUGAAAAAGCAAGGCAUUCUGCUGUACUGUGAAUACCAGGCCUCCACCUUUGAUAUAUCGAAGCUUCCCAGCCAAAGGUUUGACGCCAUGGACCAUUUUGCAAAGUGCUUCCUGAUCCUGCGGCUGGAAGGCAGCCGAGUAGAGGGAGGUCUCCACAUCGCUGAGGGAGACAGCAGGGGCUGGAGGGCAGUGCGCGUGGACUUGGUGUCGCCACCUGUGGAUCGUUAUGCCUACGCUCUCCUAGGCUGGACCGGCUCCAGGCAGUUUGAGAGAGACCUGAGGAGGUUUGCUCAAGUGAAGCGGCACAUGCUUUUGGACAACCACGCCCUGUACGACAAAACCAAGAAAGAGUUCCUGGCAGCUACGACUGAAAAGGACAUCUUUGCCCAUCUGGGUCUCGAGUACAUCGAGCCUUGGCAGCGGAAUGCGUAGGCCUCCGCUCUUCCCUGGCUGGAUGAUACCCUGUGCGUACAUCAGUGUUUAUCCCAUCUGCUUGCCGUUCUGCGCCUCUACUGUGAUUCACUUUCAAACAGCUUUUGAUUUCCAUACAGUUUUGUUUAGUUGUUACCGUCAUUGUAGUUGUUGUUGUCUGGGGCUGGUGUAUGAUUCAUAAUUCUGCUUAUUCACUAUUGUCUGUUAGCGAGUAAACACUCUCCUAUACCAUUCACGGCUUGUCUCUAUGUGUUGUAAUCAUAGGCAGGACACAAAGAGAAAUCAGCCUGAGUUUGAAUCGCCUGGGGUGCUUGCGAGGUGCAGGAAAGCAAGAAACACAUAGGAGAGAGAAAAGAGGGAAGGGGGUGACCAACGGAGAGAAAGGGAGUGCGAGGGAGAAGACAGGAAACGAGGGGGAAGGGGAGCUUUUGUCGAGCAAAAUGUUGUAAUCACCCUCCUCCUGGCAGGAAAGUGCUCGACGUGAAGCUGAGCCAGGUCUCGGGGGAAUUGAGAGGCGGGUAAUGAGCUUCAGAUAGAGGAGCGUUCGGCGUCGCCAUUUAGCCUCCAUUUAAGCCUACGUCCACUGGAGAUCAUUUAGCUGGCAUGCGGCAAUCCAAAAGACCCACAGUCUCCGCUCUUGUUUCCACAAUGAAUCCCCUUCCCCCAGAUGCUCGGCUGAAAUUAGAGGCAAUCAGCUGCACCGGGAAAUCAUGAAGAAUUCAGACGGAAGGUAAAUGAGUCCACU